Molecule: messenger RNA, 2318 nt
Organism: Uranotaenia lowii
Lineage: Eukaryota; Metazoa; Arthropoda; Insecta; Diptera; Culicidae
Product: phosphoribosyl pyrophosphate synthase-associated protein 2
Exons: 8
Coding region: 642-1772 (376 amino acids)
Biological process (GO): 5-phosphoribose 1-diphosphate biosynthetic process; purine nucleotide biosynthetic process
Cellular component (GO): cytoplasm; ribose phosphate diphosphokinase complex
Molecular function (GO): ribose phosphate diphosphokinase activity; magnesium ion binding
Source: RefSeq, a predicted model, not a curated record
GGGUCGCAGUCGAGUGGUUGUGUUUUGGUCGUCGAUUCGGGCAGUUAUUUUGCGUGAUACAAAAUUAAGCAAAUAACGCGAAAAUUUGUGUUUUUUGGGUCGCGAAAUUUCGUGAGUGUGCGGUAUUGUUUUUACUUGGUUCUUCAUUCGACGGCUUUUAUUCGAAUUUGCGGUUCUUGCCGUUGCUUUUCAUCUGUUGCCGUUGUUUUUGGUGUGUAUGGCUGACUUCUGUUCGCGGUUCUUUUCUAUAUCGCUAUACAUAAAUACACAAUAAGCCAGGCAUUCAAGUGGAUAAGCGUCAGUGUUACUGUCUGUCUGUCAAGUUAAGAGAAAAAGUCAAAAACCAUUUCGGUGAAAAGUCUGAAACUUCGAAUUUGUCGUCACAAAGCAACACAAAUUCUGAUUCAUUUCCUAUCGUUCGAGUAGUAUCAUUUUGGCAAAGUAGAAUCCUCCAGCUAGCUUUGAUAGGCACUUAAUCAGGUGACUUACAUAAGGUCCCGGCCAAAUUUGAAGUUUUACGCUACAGCUCAUCACAUCACACUCUGUUGUAGUACGUGUUUAAGUCGAGGAGCGAUUAACAUUCAAGAAACCGCGGACGAAUUUAAGAGCGACACGGACGGAAGAAAACAAGGAAAAGUACGAUGCUUCUGAGCCGAAAUAAAUUUGGAGGCUUCCGACCGGCCAAGCUGCUCAAGUUGGAGAAAAUGGAUGCCCCGGCUACGUCCGAUAUCGUCAUCAUCAACGGGAACUCGCACCCGGAACUGGCCAAUUUGAUUGCCAAUCGUUUGGGCGUGAAAAAUGGUGGCUGUUCAGUGUAUCACAAAACUAAUCGGGAAACCAUGGUUGAGAUUGGAGAUUCGGUUCGAGGCAAGAACAUCUACAUUAUUCAAACUGGCACCAAGGACGUCAACAACAACAUCAUGGAGCUUCUGAUCAUGGCCUAUGCAUGCAAAACCUCCUCGGCCAAGUCAAUCGUUGGGGUCAUUCCGUACCUGCCCUACUCGAAGCAGUGCAAGAUGCGCAAACGGGGCUGCAUCGUUUCGAAGCUGCUGGCCCGGAUGAUGUGCACCUCCGGCCUAUCUCACAUCAUCACCAUGGAUCUGCACCAGAAGGAAAUUCAGGGCUUCUUCGACUGCCCGGUCGACAAUCUUAGGGCUUCUCCAUUUUUGCUACAGUACAUUCAGGAGAGUAUCCCAGAUUACCGCAACUCGGUAAUCGUGGCCCGUAAUCCGGGAUCGGCAAAGAAGGCAACUUCCUACGCUGAACGAUUGCGGCUGGGAAUUGCCGUCAUCCACGGCGAACAGAAGGAAUCGGAAACAGAUGAGGUCGAUGGAAGGAAUUCGCCACCGACCUUGCCCAAAUCGCGCACCAUGGACGUGUCCGGUGGAGUGCCGGUUCAGUCGGCCAAGGAGAAGCCUCCGAUCAAUGUGGUCGGUGAUGUUGGCGGGCGGAUUGCCAUCAUGGUGGACGAUUUAAUCGAUGACGUUCAGUCAUUUGUGGCUGCCGCCGAAGUUCUCAAGGAGAGAGGAGCGUACAAAAUUUACGUCAUGGCGACCCACGGUUUGCUGAGCCAGGAUGCACCAAGGUUGAUUGAAGAUUCUCCAAUUGAUGAGGUCGUUGUGACAAACACAGUUCCUCACGAGAUCCAGAAGAUGCAGUGCCAUAAGAUCAAAACCGUUGACAUCAGCGUGCUGAUGGCAGAAGCUAUUCGACGUAUUCACAACAAGGAGUCCAUGUCCUAUCUGUUCAAAAACGUCACCUUGGAGGAUUAAAGCGGGGCCUCGCUCACCUGCGGAAGCUGUGGAGCAGCAAUGCAAGUAAUCUGUUUUUUUUUUUAAUUUUUCGUAUAAUUUUCAUUCAACUGAUAUCCAGGUCGCGGGACCUAAUCGUUGCGAUGGAACAUGUUUUACUCCUAGCCCAGAGUCCGGUAGAGGAACAUUCUUUUUGUUUUCGAAACCUUUUAUCAAGUAUUCCAGUGUUAUCACGCUUGAGCUUAUCAUAUUCUAAAAAAAACCUGUACAACAGCACGUGUUUCAAAAACAUACUUCAUAAAGCAUGAUUAUCGUUUUGAUCCUUGAGGCACCUAGUGAUCGAAGGAUCGGAUGUCGAUGCAACUAAUUAUGGCAAAAAGCACCGAAGAGUUCAGAAUUCAGCAUGUGCUCUCCAGUGUGUAGUAGUACAAGAACCAAAAUAAACUGUGUAUGUUUCCGAAAAAAUAUUAAGAAAUCCAUUGAAAAUGCAAAUGUCUCCUAUACGAAAGAAGAAAUUUUUUAAAGCUAGAAUAUCAAUAAACAUUUAUUUGUAUGAAAUAUGUAAAA